Linum trigynum is the source of this 6233-nucleotide messenger RNA. The record is from the annotation of a GenBank genome assembly. NCBI's taxonomy places the organism in Eukaryota, Viridiplantae, Streptophyta, Magnoliopsida, Malpighiales, Linaceae.
AUUGCUCGGUCUCUAUUCUGAUGUCUUGAGUUGGAUGCAUGAGUUGACUGUUUUGAGUAAGUGGUUGAGUCAAGUCUAGGUUGGUUGGUGAACAGAAGAAGACUCUUCCUUUACUCGAUUUUGCUGCACUCGAAUGUCCUUCGUGGUGGUUGUCCAGGUUGCUGUUGAAGUUGGUCAUGUAUUGAUGUUUGAAAACCAGUACGAUUCACGUGUUCUGUGCCUUUAUGACUUGUCCCCAAUGUUGAUUGAUUGAAAUAUGUGAGCUUACCUUGUGUCUGACUUGGUUUGCUUGGGGACAAGCAAACGGUUAAGUGUGGGGGAGUUUGAUAGACCGUUAAUUACACAUGUUUUCACCCCUGUUCUUACACCGUUUGAGAUGUGAUUUCUCGUGUUUUAGGCCGAUUUCACGCUAGGUUGUGCUUGUUUGUGAUAUUUCAGGUCCUAGUACGUGAAUGGAGGCUUGGGAGCGAGUUUGGGGUCGAUUGGACGAAGAUCGGGCGCGAGGCAAGUCACAAAGGAGGCCACACGGGCACACCUACAACUCACACGGCCGUGCAAGUGACCACUUUGGCCAUGUGAGAUUGUGCGAGAGCAAACACGGCUUGCCCUGAUGUUCACACGGCCGUGUGAAGGAGUGGUUUGGCCGUGCGAGUUUCGCCGAGAGCAAACACAGGCAGAUGGAAAUCUCACACGGCCGUGUGACCCUGGCCGUGUGAGAAGCCUGAAGAUCGAACUAAUUGGAACGUAGCGUUUUGACUCACACGGGCAACUGGGUAUGCCACACGGCCGUGUGGCCCUGCCCGUGUGAGUCCGGAAUUCCUGGUUUUAACCCAAUUCCGGGCUGCAAGAGAGGGAAUCAGACUUUUUGAGCAAAAACAGAGCCCUAGAGAGAGAAAGGACGAAGAACACAUCCUAGAAGCCAUCUUGGAGCUGGGUUUCAUCAAAUCAAGCUUGGAGAUCGUCAUAGGAGUGGAAAUCAUCAUCCCAGAGUAGAUUCUUCCCAUAAUUAUGAGUAUGAUUGCUUUGUAUAUUGUUUUCUUCUCUCUCUCUAUGGAGUAGAACCCCUCUCUCACUUGGGGAUGAAGAACUCUAGUUCUAUGUGUUAGGGAUUGAUUGUAAUGACUUGGGAUGAUAUUACUGUUUGAUUUUAAUCGAAUGAUGCAUGUUUAUUGAGUCAAUUGAAGUCUGAUCAACUUUUCCUUAUUCCUGCUGCAAUCUGAGAUAGAUAGAAUCUGAUCCGGGCUGCAAGAGAGGGAAUCGGACUUUUUGAGCAAAAACAGAGCCCUAGAGAGAGAAAGGACGAAGAACACAUCCUAGAAGCCAUCUUGGAGCUGGGUUUCAUCAAAUCAAGCUUGGAGAUCGUCAUAGGAGUGGAAAUCAUCAUCCCAAAGCAGAUUCUUCCCAUAAUUAUGAGUAUGAUUGCUUUGUAUCUUGUUUUCUUCUCUCUCUAUGGAGUAGAACCCCUCUCUCACUUGGGGAUGAAGAAUCCUAGUUCUAUGUGUUAGGGAUUGAUUGUAAUGACUUGGGAUGAUAUUACUGUUUGAUUUUAAUCGAAUGAUGCAUGUUUAUUGAGUCAAUUGAAGUCUGAUCAACUUUUCCUGAUUCCUGCUGCAAUCUGAGAUAGAUAGAAUCUGAUUAGGUUGCUAGAGUCUCAUCAUUCGAUAGUAGGAGAUUGGCUAUACGAGAGUUAGCCAGUUUACUGCUUUGUACUGGAAUCCAAUUCCAGUAGUGGAGUUCUGUUCUUACUGCUUCAGCUUUCUAUCCCGGUGAAGACUAGUCGUCUGCCGGGUAGUUAGACUGAGAGGGCUUGGUCAGCUUAAGAGAUUCCAAGCUACUGUCGGAUCUUCCGCAGUCUAAUUAACAGUAAAUCAACCCAGGGAAAUACAAUUGAAACCUAACUAAGGAGCUAGGGGGACUCAUUCCCGAGUGACUCUUACCUGCUUGAGAAAACCGAAUAAUUUCCUGCUUUCUUUCUGCUUUUGCUUUUAAACAACAAUCACUUAACUUAGUUGGCUAGAUAAUAGAGAAUCACUGAGUAAGCAGUAGACCUAGACCCCUGGUUGAUAAUAUAACUUGCCUGUUACUGCAUUCCCGGUCUGCGAUUACACUUGGUCGCAGAUUGGUGUUGUGUUUUGGCAUGUCAAGUUUUUGGCGCCUUCGUCACUGCAUUCCCGGUCUUUCUCAAAAGUGCACGGUUGGACCCGAUUAGGCAUUUUAACGGCAUCAAAGUCGAUCGCCUACUCAUCACCGCAUUAGCUGAGAGAUGGAAGAAGAAGACUCAUUGUUUCAACUUUAGAGAAGGAGAGACCACUAUCACGCUAAAGGAUGUCGCCAUCCUAACCCAUCUGCUCAUCGAUGGCAAACCGGUGUGCGCGAGUGAACAUCCCCCCGAGGAUCGUGACGGUAUGUCCGGUUGGGUUCAUUUCAUGCACAGGUUUUUGGGAGUGAAAGUACCAGUCAAGGGGAGCAUUGAUGCGACCGAUCGCUUGCCACUAAUGAGUAAACACCAAGUCUCAAUUACUUUGUUGACGAAGUAUUUUAGUGACCAUUACGAGAGCCAUCCCCUAACCGAGGAAAGUCCGGAGGAUGAGAAGGAAAGAUAUGCUCGUGUCUGUCUCAUAGGCAUGAUUGGGGGAGCGUUCUUCUCCAAAAAAUCAAGCAAUUUCCUUAGCUGUGGAUGGCUUAGGAUCAUCCUCGGUAGUUGGGAGGAGAUGGGGGAGUAUAGCUAGGCAUCCGCUUGCCUAGCUAAUAUCUAUCACAAUUUGUGCAAUGCGUCUCUAAAAGCUAUGAGGGAAGUCGGCGACGCAAUGUUCAUCGUCCAAUUUUGGGCUUGGGAGCAUAUGCCAUGGAUUGCACCGGUCCAACGUCCCGACAGGGAUUGGCCAAUCGAUCAUCCCCUAAGAGGUGAAGCUUAUGGUACAAGGUGGCUCGGACACACAACAUGCGACAACCUUGCCCAACACAAGUUGGACGAGUAUCAGAGGAGGUUUGAGCGACUUUGGGAAGGAGAGAUCGUCUUCGAUCCAUACCCGGAGAACAUCGUUCAUUGACAUCUCCAGCAAUUCCCCGGGCAUAUCGGGCAAUGGUGCACGAGGGUCUCUCUCAUUUGUUUUGGGACCGUGGAGUGGCACUUGCCGGAUCGAUGCCUCCGUCAGUUUGGUCGGGAGCAGUGCAUUCCGUUGGAGCUCCCCGAUAGUCAAAGGGCCUUUCACCACCGAGAUGGUCGGCAAGGAUAUUGUCACUCCAACUCAAGUGGGUCGAAUGUGGUAUCAUGACCUAUACUUGGAUCGAUAUCGGCAAACAUCGGUUCACUACAUGACUCCGGAGGGUGCGGCCGAUGGUGCAUUAGCUGAUGGGAUCGAGCGGAUCAAAGAUAUGACCACCGGGAGAGUUGAGCUGGGCAAUGAAGAUGUGAGCUUCAUCAGGAGGAUGGCAAACAGUCUGCUUGGCUGUAUCAAAGCUCAGGGUCGGGAUCAUCGUAUAUAUCCGCCCAUGCCCGCACCUCCGGUACAAGUUGAUGUCCCCGAUCCCCCCACCACCGUACGAGAGAAAGAAGAGCAAGAUGGUUCGGGAAAGGCCCAACGUACCCGACGUAACGCCAUAUCAGGCGUGGAAAGUGCUGGCCCCAUUGGUUGUGACACAUGGUUGCGGCUCGAGUUCCGCCCAAGAUCCCCGCCCGAGUUCCUCCCAAGAUCCCCGUCCGAGUUCAUCCCAAGAGCACCGCCCCUCCAUCCACAAUGUCACCACCCAAGCUCAUACUACGAUCCCCGCUCGACCUACCAUCAAUCCCCUCCGAACUACCAUAAAUUCCCAUACGAUUCCCGACCGGUCUACCCCCCAUCUCCCCGCCAACAGUACUACGACUCUCGCCCGGUCUACCCCCAAGAUCCCCCUACAUCAUCAGGUACUUGGCAUGAUGGUUCCUCCACGACGGCGCCCCACGAAUUCACCCCAUGGACUUGCCCUCAUCAGUCGUGGCCUCCUACUCCUCACCGUAUGAGCGCAGAUGUCCCCACUCGACCCCGGAAGCGUCGCCUCUCCGCCGACACAGCACCGACGAGCGCCACACUACCUCGGCCAUUCGAAACUUGCCACCGCAACCACCUAUUGUUACUCCCGUCGGCCGUCGUACAAGGAGCAAGAAAAUCGUUAGUUCCGGUGAAGCUCGUGGACUUCCUUGAGAUGUAUUUUGAGUUGAAUUUUAAUUAUAUGUACUUGGAACUAUUCCUCUUAUCUUAGUUUAUUUAAUUGAGUGUUGUUUUAAUUUGUUUUUAUUUCUAUGUUAUUGGCUUUGUCCAUUUGUUUUCCGUGUUAACUUGAUAUUAUCCAAAUUCGAUCAAUCAACAAUUCACAAUUACUUGCCAAAGAAGUCAUCGGGAGUUGGAAAAUAAUUGACACACCAACCGCACUGGGGGGGGUGUGGCAAAACCGUACCUUGGGGAUGCGGUUUUGUUUUGGAGAAGCAAACCGCAUCUCCAAGGUGCGGUUUUGAUAGGUCAGGCCAAAACCGCACCUCGGCCAUGCGAUUUAUGUAGGUCAGACCUGAAACCGCAUGCCCAAGAUGCGGUUUUGGCCCAGGAUAAUCAACCACACCUUAGAGGUGCGGUCCAUAAAAAAGAGUGCUAUUUUUGUAAAUAUUUUCGGAUGGGUGUUAUUUUUGUAAAUUUUUUUUUAAAAUGUGCUAUUCUGGAAAAAUUCCUGAAGACUUCAGAUUGAACACUAUCACGAACAUGUACCUUUACCUCAUCCUUUAACUACGCAAUAUAUGACUUCCAGACCUUUCUUUCCUUUCUCCCAGUCAUUGAUUAUUGUUCUUAAACAUUAUUCACUGAAGAUCAAUCUUGCCACAAGAUAUUACCCGCUUAUUUAUGCUUAGUACACUCAACAAUGGUUUUGACCAGAUAUUCUAGUCCUCUUGGUUAUCAGUAUCCCAUCCAACUCCUAACUCAGGUAAAAUCUGCAAGCUAUGGAAUCUUGCAAUUGUAACUUCAAAGACACUCGAGCAAAAGAACUCAUCAGUCAUCUCCUGUCAUGAUUCAAUUGCAUGUCCUUUUCAGUUUGAGGAAUGCUUUGUUCCACAAUCAGAAGAAAGGAAUCUCCUCCAAAAAUGUGUAUUGUUGCAGUAGGUGACCUAUAUAUGUUUCCCCAUGUUUCUUUUCUCCAAAAUAAAAAAAGAGUUGUGAUUUAUAGGUGCAUGUUUUGUGAAGUUGGUGGACGUGAACCUGGCUCCCAAGAUGGGUUGCAAUACAAAUUUUCAACAGCUUGAAAUUAUUGUGUUUGAAGCAAACUUUUGGGAGUGCUACUGCGUUAGUUCUACCAUUGUGGUCCAGAACCUUUCCAGGCUGAGCUUCCAGGAGUUGGGAGAAACUCAGGGGAUUCCAUGGAUGUUUCAAGAACCCUGGAAUUCAGGAAGGGGACUGUACAAAACCCUGUUUUCAGGUUCUCAGGAAGUUUUGACAGGACAUGAUGGGAUCCUGCUAGAAAUAUGCAAGCAAGAGAUGGGUCAGUUUCAGGUUGUGGCAAAUCAUCUUUCCAAAUUUACCUCUUGAUUAGAACCCAGGAAAUGAACUGUUCUUCCUACAGAUAUGCAGCCUAGCAGGCAUCAAACCGUUCUCCAGGUAGAAGCAGUUUAGGAUUGGGCCAAUUCUGUCCAAGUAGGAAAUAUGGAAUGGAAAGCUAACAUUGUAGAGCCGAGGCCUGAACCAAUCCAAGUAGGAAAUAUGUGAUUCACCAAUCCAAUCUGUUCACUUAAAUAUCUAAUUAAUCAAAUUUAUCUUAUCCAAAUCAAAUGGAUGGUGGAUUCAUGGGUUGAUCCAUAGAUUUAAAUGAUAAAUUACGAUUUAGUACUUAUACUUUUUAUAUUUCACAUUUUAAUACCUAAAAUUUAUAUUUUUAGAUGAAAAAUAUAAUUGGAAAAUUAUGUUUUGGUACCUAGAGCUUUUUGUUAUGACAUUUUAGUACCUAAAUUUUUCAAAAUUUACAUAAUACUCAAAGGUUUAGAUGUCAUUUAGAUUCAUGGAUCAAUCUACCAAUCCACUUGAUCCAAUUCAUGAAUCCACCAAUCCAUUUAAUCCAAGGAUACACAAAUCCACCAAUCUAUUCCAUUUUCCACCUCUAGUUAGAAUUAUUAUCUUUUAUGGGAGCCUUAGAUUAUUGGUUAGCACUCAUUCAUUAUAAUAACUAUGAGUUGCAUAUUGAAGGAAAGGAAAGGAAAACAAAGGUACAUUUUGUCU